Molecule: messenger RNA, 1236 nt
Organism: Didymodactylos carnosus
Lineage: Eukaryota; Metazoa; Rotifera; Eurotatoria; Philodinida; Philodinidae
Source: the annotation of a GenBank genome assembly
AUGAGGCAGUGGGCAUGGUUAUUUCCAAACAGACUAAUACUUGCUGAUAUUAAUGCUGCUCACUAUAUUUUGGUAAAGAAAGAAAGUGAUUUCUGUAAGGGACACUUGGAUGAUGGCUCUCCAUUAACCGGAUCAAUCUUAAAUAAUUCAGAUUCAAAGUCAGAAUCGAAACGUAUAUUAUCAUAUUAUUUAUCUAGUAACCAAAUUAAAAGUACAUAUAUACCGCUGAUAUGUGAGUGUACGGAUCAUUUAAUUCUUCGAUGGAAAACACAUUUGAUGUCAUCGAAAAAUAAUCAUUUUGUCAAAAUGGACAUGUCGGAAUGUAGUUUACGGCUUGCAUUAGAUAUUGUGGGUGAAACCUUAUUAGGAGGAACAUUUGGUGCGUGUGCCAGUCACAAUAGUGAUAGUGAAGGUGAUCAAUUAACUAAAUGUAUGUUGAAACUUACGCUGCAGAUAUUUACCCAACGGCAUCUCACUGAAAAGAUCAUCAAUGAAGCACAUAAUAGUGAUGAAGCAUUAUUUAUUGAUGAGUUGGUUCAAAAACGGUGGGAUAUGCUUCACAAACAACAGUCACCAAGACAUCAGUUAACCAUUGAUGAUACAAAGUUAUUGUUGUUUGCUGGCUCAGAAACAACAGCUACUACAUUGAGUUUAACACUCUUGACAUUGGCUAUUUAUCAGGAUAUGCAAUCUAAAUUACGUAAAGAACUACAAGGUUUAACAAUGGAGAAUGCUUUAAAGAACAAUUAUUUGGAAUCGUUUCUUCGAGAAAUACUACGCUAUUGGACAAUAGCACCAUUUAUAACAAGAAUUUCUACUAUAAGUAGCAAAUGUCCAACAGUAAAUUCCGAAAAAAAUGUACAUAUACCAAGAGAUACCGAAAUUGAUAUUUUAACAUGGUCUAUUCAUCAUUCGCAAGCUUAUUAUAAAGAUCCCUAUACCUUCUCGUUGUUUCGUACAUCAAAACAACAAUCAAAAGGCAAAUGUCCUUACUUGCCAUUCAGCAUUGGUACUCGUAUGUGUCCAGGCAUGGAAUUUGCUUUAACUGAAUUAAAAAUUAUCGUAGUGUUAUUGCUUGAACAAUUUGAAUUUUCAAUUCAGAAGUCAAAAAAGGAACUAAUGUCACUGGAACAAGAGUUUCUUAUUGACUGGAGACAUUCAGUGUUACACACAAAGCAGCAUAUAAUCCUAAAUGUUUCACACUAUCACAACAGUGAUAGUGAAAUGUAUAACUGA